AUGAACGGAAAAGAGGGUGAGUCCAUGGUUCUCAAAUGCGAAGGAAGUAUAGCGGGCAAUGAUGUUACCUGGCAUUGGUCAAACCACCUCAAACGAAAUGUGAUUGCCACAAUGCUGGUAAAUGGAGACGUUAAAUAUUCUGCACAUUCAUCACAGUAUAACAGGAACAUCACGAUGGAUGGUGACGGAAGUUUGCAUAUAUUGAGGCUGGACUACAAACUGCAUAAUGGAAGUUUUCGGUGUGACAAUGGUGGGCUGUCAACAGAGGUGGAGCUGACAGUUUAUCCAAGCCCAACCAAACUCACACUGUCAAACACCUUCACAAAGGGAGGUAACCUUUUCCUCAACGUGACCAAGGGCAAGCCAUUACCGGUCUUGUGUAAGUCAGACUCCAGCUUUCCGGAGUUCAACUUUACCUGGACUUUAAAUGACUGUGUGCUGAACAGAUCACACGGGGCACAAAGUGCUGUAACACUGAAAGUGGAGGAAUAUCACAACGGGUCAAUACUGGAGUGUAAAGUUAGGUAUCCACAAGGGGCUAAGACGGAACAGACCAUCCUCAACGUUCUGUAUAUCAGUCCGUCAGUACAAUCAUCCAUAUCAGUAUCAGAAAACCGAAGUGUUGACUUGAGGUGCAACAUCACAGGAAACCCACCACCAUCUUUCUCCUGGUGGAGAAUGCACGGCGACCAAUCAGAACGACUUCCUGAGAACAGCGCCAUCUACAGUGUAGUGUCAGUAAAUCGCUCACAGGCGGGCACUUAUGAAUGUAGAGGCAGGAACGAUGCUGGUAACAGAACAGUAUCUGUGGAGAUGAUCGUUGAAUAUCCACCUGUCGCCUCUGUUUUUUACAACAAUGGUCUUCAGGCCCUGGAAUGCUCGGUUGACGGGAUGCCUCGGAAAUUCUACUUUAGGCCGUGGGAACAGCGGUUAGGGGAGGUAACUCUAAGCCUGAUUCCUGGGGAAAGACAGGAUGAGAAUAUCUAUAGAUUAUUUCUUCCUGAGAACUGUAACACGAUGGGAUUAUACGUCUGUAUAGUAGGAAAUACUCACGGAACGGCCAGAGGGGAAUUCUUCCAUAGACCAAACUGUAAACCCCUUAUUGGUGAUGGUGCUUUCAGGAAAUGUAUUAGUAACAAGACUAGUAUCGCUGUCCCCUUCUACGCUUACCCAAACUUCACCAACACACUGUGGCAGACUGAUUCAGGGGAGACCACUCAUGUUAACACAACUCUUGAAGAGAUGGAGAACGUCAUCGUAGAAAUGACUGUUCGUGGAACUGUCCGUAAAGCCACUAUCCUGGGUCAGGCUGUAGUGUGGGAUUUUCCCGAUGGCCUGUCCGACAGUUUUACCCUCACAGUAACUAACAGCGUGGGAUCUUCCAGCGUACGGCUGACGCUGUGUGAAGUGCCAAGCGAGACAGAUGGUGGUUUAGGUCCACUAAAAACAGCUGCCAUCGUCAGUGCUGUCCUCGUGGUUGUGUUUCUCAUCAUCGUGUGUCUGUAUGUCUUCAGACAGAAAACAAAAGGCAAGACAAAGAUACAAUCUAACCUUCUUAGAUAA
Molecule: messenger RNA, 1563 nt
Organism: Liolophura sinensis
Lineage: Eukaryota; Metazoa; Mollusca; Polyplacophora; Chitonida; Chitonidae
Product: hemicentin-2-like
Exons: 6
Coding region: 1-1563 (520 amino acids)
Biological process (GO): cell-cell adhesion
Cellular component (GO): plasma membrane; cell-cell junction
Molecular function (GO): cell adhesion molecule binding
Source: RefSeq, a predicted model, not a curated record